AUCAUAUGCUGGAAAAUAAAGUUUGAAGGGUGGUCUUCGAAAAAUUGUCUAAACAAAAACAUACAAUGAAAGUAGACUACAGACCAGUACUGUGUGCCGAUGAGCUGCAAGUGUUGUUGAAGGCGUGUAUUGAGGUGGGAGUCGAAGAUGUUAGACGACAAAGUGGCCGUACAGAGCCCCUGUUCUACGAUGUACAACAGCGAAUGUCGCGCUAUGGUGACUUUCCCAAACGAAAACUGUACCGAUUGCAGGGAUACUACUUUCAAACAGAGAAGGAUUUUCUCAAUGGAAAGUUGAAUCCAUACCCACCAGAAGCAAGACAGUUGUGGGGAACGGCGAAACAUGAUGUAGAUGCCCCUGAUAAUGAUAAACGUUGGUCAGAUUUAGUGCGAAAAAUCCAGCAACGCAAACAGAACCCUACGCACGUGACGAAGAACGAAUCAAAGGAAAUAAUCCGUCAAGCUCUGCAGCGUAAUUUGGAGAACCUUUCCUCAAACGAUCAAGACUAUGUUUUCGAGGAAAUUCUUUCAGAAUUGAAAAUGAAAAAUUUGUUUCUCAACCGGAAUGCAACGGCUCUAAGACUAGCGUACCUGAAAUUACGAAAACAAUUUCAAACAGGAAAAGCUCGCUACCUUCUACCAGAAGCUGCUCAGCUGUGGCCUAUAACUAAGGUAGAACAGGUCACUAUUAAAACGGAGACCCCUCCUUCAGAAGAUGAAAAUGAACCACUUUCCCAAUGGUUGAGGAAUAGUCAGCAGGAAACUUCGUUGGAACCAAUUGAAAUAGUAAUAAAAACUGGAAAUGAGUGUCGUAUCUGCCAGGCGCAGCUGCACGAAGAAAGCAAAGAUCUUUGGCAAGAUAUGUACAAUAAUCAGACAUACGGGAUAAUCAUACAGGAAAUUAUUCAAGUUCAGAUCCCUUGUGAUGGACAAGUAAGUAGUAAAGUCUGCUUACAUUGUUCCAACUUUAUAGAACAGAUGUUGCUCUUUGUUCAGCAAUGUCGGGAAGCUUGUAACAUUCCAAUUACUAUAAAACAUGAUGAAAUGUUCGUAGAUAUUAAAAAACAGAUCGACAUCGUAGAAGAUACCAUAACUGACACCAAGCAAACGAAAACUACUGUCGAAUGUAUGGAUGCAACACUAGAUUACGCUUCAGAUCGAGUUUGCUCCCCUAUGCGAAGUCCAUCUCCUGUAGCUGUUGUUUGCAAGCUGAAAUAUGAAAUUGGCAAGGAAAAGAGAAUAAUUACUGAUGAGCAAGAAUACCGUGAAACAACAGAAAAGAAUACGGAGGAAGCGAUCACCGAUGAGCAGAAAUAUCAGGAGUUUAUGAAAAGUCUACCAGCUAAACCCAGAAAACAUCAGUGUCACUUGUGUGGUAAAGUUGUAUACAAUUUGGCACUUCAUUUGACCAGUCACGAGGCAGCCGAAUUGCAGUGUGAAUUUUGUCCACACAAAUGCCCCAACAAAUACCAGCUAGAAGAACACAUGAAUUUACACACAAAAAAGAAAACCUACCCCUGCCGGACUUGCGAACGUGUUUUUUACAAUUGGACUUCUCGGAAGUAUCACGAGCAAGCUCACUAUAUUAAAUUUAAUUGCGAUAAAUGUCCUGCGGUUUACAAGAGUGAAUGUAGCCUGCGACAGCACAUUAAGCAUACUCAUAAUGGAAUUAGACAUUUGGCUUGUUCAAGUUGUCCAUACAAGACUUUUGUUAAAUCCCGUCUGCUAAACCACGUGCGAAGUUUUCACACCAGUGAACGACCGUAUCGGUGUACUUUCUGCGAGAGUACAGCAAACAGUUCCAACAGUUAUUAUACCCACCUUCAACGACACAAAAAGAGCGGCGAAACAACAGAAUACUCCAUGCUUUGCGCUUACUGUGGGCAACACUUCAACAAGGAUGCAGCCCUCGAGAAACACAUCUGCAAGGAACAUCCUGAUGUGGCCGUUGUAGUCUGAACAGAAAUGUAUGAGUCUAACAAGAUUACACUGGUAAACGCAGACUUUGCCCUAGAGCUCAAACUGAAAAAAGAAUAAAGAUUAUAAUCAGUUUUGUUUGGAAACCAUGUUCAAGCAGAAUUUUGCAUAACUCGUUGCAAAAUUUGACAUAACACUUUGAACUAAUACACAACAAAAUCAUCGUUCGGAUGAUCCAUCUGCUGCCGCCUUCGCUCUGCGUAAUGUAUUUCGAUAUCAGGGCUAGCGUACGUGCAUGUGUCAAAUUGGGAACCACAAAAUAUGUCUUACCACGGUGUCUCUGGUAGAAGAAAUUUAUUCGAGAAAAAAUUGUAUCACUCUAAUACUCAUCAUUCAAUUGAAAUGUUCUAUCGGUGGGUCUAGAAUAUUUUUUUUUUGUAAUUGAAAAGUUAGUAGAAUGAAAAUUAUUAAUAUGUUUCAAGACUAUGAAAACCAAUCGUGCUGAAACUUCGCUUAUUUAUAUAAAAGAAUAAUGUUCUGCAUAA
This is a messenger RNA of Wyeomyia smithii (pitcher-plant mosquito), 2461 nucleotides long. RefSeq names its product zinc finger protein 121-like. The record is from RefSeq and is a predicted model, not a curated record. Lineage: Eukaryota; Metazoa; Arthropoda; Insecta; Diptera; Culicidae. Gene Ontology annotation, cellular component: nucleus. Gene Ontology annotation, biological process: regulation of transcription by RNA polymerase II. The transcript has 6 exons. The coding region runs from base 66 to 1958 and encodes 630 amino acids. Gene Ontology annotation, molecular function: RNA polymerase II cis-regulatory region sequence-specific DNA binding; zinc ion binding; DNA-binding transcription factor activity, RNA polymerase II-specific.